Molecule: messenger RNA, 2651 nt
Organism: Pristis pectinata (smalltooth sawfish)
Lineage: Eukaryota; Metazoa; Chordata; Chondrichthyes; Rhinopristiformes; Pristidae
Gene: erich2
Product: glutamate-rich 2
Exons: 7
Coding region: 164-511 (115 amino acids)
Source: RefSeq, a predicted model, not a curated record
CCCGCUUCAAAUGGUUUUGUGAAGAACUAAACUCCGCCACCGGCUCCCCGGGACCGGUUGUCAGCGCUUCACCGAUUUCACGGUCUCGAAGGACAUGAUCAGAUACGAUUAUUGUGGUACCUGUGCAGGUAAUGGCAUGAUUCUGUGAGGAAUCCGAUGUUGGAUGCAUUCAAGAAAUCAUGGGCUUCAGCAGGAACUUUUGAAAUACUUGAUCCAGAAGUUCUUGAAGGCAAUAAUGGACCGAGACUACAAGUUGUCAAGUAAGCUUUGCCAAAUGAUUCUCCUCUACGAGCCUGAAAACCCAGAGGCCAAACAAUUCGAGGCACUUUUGGAAAUGAAAAUACAGUUAGAUGAAGCUGCAUCAACUAGUCAAAAUGAUGGGGAAAACAGUACUGAAAGUGACAGCAGUGAUGAAGAUGACAGUGAAGACAGCAAUAAUGAAGACAGUGAUGAAAUUGAAAAAUCAGAUGAAGAGUCCAUUGGUUCACCUGAAAGUGAAGAAAGUACAUAGAGACCAACACUUUCCAUCAAAAGUAUGUUCAUAUCACUAUCUGUUCUUAGAUCAGCAAGCCUCAUCACCAAUUUUUCUUUUACUUAACUAUCACUUGCAAAGAGUUGUGUUUAAUUCGUAGCUCAAAAUGAAUGUAUCACUAGAUUGUUAGUGAUAAGCAAAAUAAGAUCAUUUAGCAUCAAACAAGGAUUUGUGUUGCAGCUUUUUUGCAUAGUUAAGUAUCAAGAUCUCUCCUGUUCCUGCAUUUUAGUAGAUAUGGCUGUUCCUAUCAAUCAUCAUGUUUAAGAUUCUGUUAUAAUGGAUUACAAUUCAAGUUUUGCUUCCAUCCUGGAAUUUUAUCCAUCAACUAUUUCCAGAAAUUGAACAAGAAUCAAAAUGAAUAAAUAUUGCCUCUUGCCAUACUGGAGGGGUUUCAUCAGUUGUUUAGCCUGUCAUUUGGUUUAUGGCUUAGGGUUCUUCUACAUCAUUUAAUGCACUUGCUCUAUGUGAUUAAAGAUAAUAGUAAUUUCUACUACUAAUGCACCUGGGUUUUAUUUUUGAACACUGUGAUAAUGUGAAAUUUUACAUACCAUAUUUCUUCCUCCACAAUAAUAAAAGUAUCUGGAAAGUCCAGUAAAGUCCCAGUAACAUUUUGUAUGAGCAGUAGGAGAAUUUGAGUUGUUGUUUUCUGUCUCAGGUUUGUAAUACACAUGUGAACAUAGGAUCUAUAUCUGGUCAUUUCAGAUUAAACUUUGAUCAUUUAAUGAGUACUGCAAUUUCCUUUAAACAUGUUAAACCUAUCCCAGCAUCUACAUUUAAAAAGAUAGCACACACUUAUUUCUUAACACUGGUUUCUUAAGUAUAGAAUUAUUUAAUGGGAUAAAUAUUGAAAAAGAGUAAUGCAUCUGUUCAAAAAAUGGAGAAUGUGCAAAUGGCUGUGUUCUUAAACAAGUUUACAAUUUUCACAUUUAGCACUCUGCCUACAAAACUUAACAUUUUCUCAAACUCAUGCACAUAUAUAAUUUUCUACAGUAGAGCCACUUUUCCUCCCCAGGCACACGUGUUCACGUGUAACAAACUCGCACACAUUUUUCUGUUAUGCUUAUAGUGUGAUCUAAGAGAUAUUCAAGAAUCUCAAAUUGAUAGUCUUAAUCCUGCAAAAUAAGCAGCGAUCCAAUACAUAGAAAGAUGGGAGAUCAGAUUAGACAAGAAUGCCACAAUCAUUUUCAGUUUAGAAAAUAAUUUUUGAAGAAAAAUAAUCUAGUUCUGUUUCAUCUUGACUAUUUUCAUUUUGACAAUAAAUGCUAAUGAUGCCAGGGAAGCUACCUUUGAGAAAUUAUUGAGGCCAAUGCUGUGAGAGAACCAAAUUAAUGUCAGCAAAGAUGUAGUAAUUAAUGCAUUGAGGUUCAGCAAUUAGUGUCCCUUCAAUUGAUUGUAUAUUAAUUUAUCUCCCUUGCAGAACCUGGCUAGGUAAAUCCUCCAAGCAGUUUUUCCAAUGUGAGGCAUGUUAAAAGAACAAAAUGUUCAUAGAAGGAAUGUACAUAAUAUGUUUGUAUGUAAUAUUUUAUAUAUUUAUAAUAUAUAUAUGUGUAACGUAAAAAUGCACAAAGAAGCUGACGCAAAGGUGUACUUAGCUUGGUCUACUGGACAGUUUACAAUUGUGCAAUUUGGAAGUUUCAAAAUUAAUUAAUUAGGAUUAUUAACACUGAGGAAAGCCAAAGCAAAUGAAUCAUCCCUAAUGAAUAUGUUUGAAAGUUGCAACUUAGAAGUUUUGAAAUAAUUUAUGAUUACAGCAGAAAAUAUUAAAAAAUACUUUGUGGAUCAACCCAACAAAAAUGAAAAUAUAUAUUAAAAAUGCAAAUAACUUGCAUUAUUCCUGUUAUCAACAAUCUUGAAUUACAGUAGGAUGCUAGAACCUCUAGUCACUGUAGAACAAACAAUGACUGUAUUUGUUAUACUAACAUUGCAUUUAAGAUCUAUCAUGUUGUUAUCACCCAAGUUUUCUCAUUCAGCCAAAAACAUUCUAUACCAGUUACACUGUAUUUCAAAAAACUAAAAGUUAGUCUAUCAGUGCUAGAGAUGAUUCAUUUAUUAAAGCUAAGAUUUUUUAUUAUGGUAAAUGUUCUGUUUCCCCUAUAGGAGGCAAAAUGUAUGUACCUCA